GCAGCACUAACAAACCGUUCACCGGGGCCGCUCAUUAGCGUCAAUUUUAGAAAAUGGAUUUCAGCUCGAGAGGAGACAACGGGAGCCCGAACGGCCCCUACGGCGCGUGGCUGUAGAACGAGUUCAAAAGGCGCGUGGUGUGCGCGGCCGCCUCCGUUUUAUCCUCACUUCUCUGCAGCGCGUGCUGCUGCUCGGUCGGUCGGUCGGUGGCGUCGGCAGGAGCGGCCGUUGUGUUGUGCUGAUCUACUGUGUGUGUGUGUGUGUCUCUGUGUAUGAGCGCGCGUGUUUGUUGCGUGUAUAUAUGUGUGGUUUGCGCGUGAACCGGCAAAAUCAAAGACCAAGCAGGCCAGCGCGAGCCAGCGAGAAACGCAGGCAGGCAGGCAGAGAGGCAGCCCGCGAGCGCUCUGCUAGCAAAGCGUACGUUACACUGCGAGAGAUGGUCACGUCCACACCGGGGAUCCUUCUGCUGCCGCUGCUAAUAUAUCUCCAGCAUUGCAUUAACGUCCACGGUACGAAGACAGAAUGUGAGGCCAGCCAGUUUCAGUGUGGAAACGGUCGCUGCAUCCCGUCGGUCUGGCAGUGUGACGGAGACGAGGACUGCACCGAUGGCAGCGACGAGAACUCCUGUGUUAGAAAGACUUGUGCGGAGGUGGACUUUGUGUGUCUCAACGGCCAAUGUGUUCCGAAGCGGUGGCACUGUGACGGGGAGCCGGACUGUGAGGACGGGUCCGACGAGAGCGUAGAAAUCUGCCACAUGAGGACGUGUCGCGUGAACGAGUUCAGCUGCGGAGCGGGCUCCACUCAGUGUAUCCCCAACUUCUGGAAAUGUGACGGAGAGAAGGACUGUGAUAACGGAGAGGACGAAGUCAACUGUGGUAACAUCACCUGUGCUCCCAACGAGUUCACGUGCGCCAGCGGCCGCUGCAUCUCCCGAAACUUCGUGUGCAACGGCGAGGAUGACUGUGGUGACGGCUCCGAUGAGGUGGAGUGUGCUCCGUCCUCCUGCGGCCCCAGUGAGUUCCAGUGUGGAAACUCAUCGUGUAUCCCGGCCAGCUGGGUGUGCGACGACGACGUUGACUGCCAGGACCAGUCAGAUGAGUCUCCGACUCGUUGUGGCCGUCACCCAACGCCUCCGGCCAAGUGUUCGUCCAGUGAGAUGCAGUGCCGCUCAGGAGAGUGUAUUCACAAGAAGUGGCGGUGUGACGGAGACCCUGACUGCAAGGACGGCAGCGAUGAAGCCAACUGUCCUGUACGCACCUGUGGACCGGAUCAGUUCAAAUGUGAGGAUGGAAACUGUAUCCUGGGCAGCAGACAGUGUAACGGCCUCAGAGACUGCACCGACGGCUCAGACGAAGUCAACUGCAAAAACAUGACUCAGUGUAACGGGCCGGAGAAGUUCAAGUGUCGCAGCGGGGAGUGUAUCGAGAUGAGCAAAGUGUGCAACAAGGCCCGAGACUGUCCUGACUGGAGUGACGAACCCAUCAAAGAAUGCAAUCUGAACGAGUGUCUCCUGAACAACGGCGGCUGCUCUCACAUCUGCAAAGACAUGGUGAUUGGCUUCGAGUGUGGCUGCACACCUGGACUUCAGCUCAUAGACCACAAGACCUGCGGAGACAUCAAUGAGUGUCUGAACCCUGGCAUCUGCAGUCAGAUCUGCAUCAACCUGAAGGGAGGAUACAAGUGCGAAUGCCACAACGGCUACCAGAUGGAUCCGACCACCGGAGUCUGCAAGGCUGUCGGCAAGGAGCCCUGCCUGAUCUUCACCAACCGCCGUGACAUCCGUCGUCUGGGUCUGGAGAGGAAGGAGUACACUCAGAUUGUGGAGCAGCAGAGGAACACGGUGGCUCUGGAUGCAGACUUCAACCAACAGUUGAUCUUUUGGGCUGACCUGGGUCAGAAGGCCAUUUAUAGUACUGUGCUGGACAAACGAGGGGAAGUGGGCACACACAACAAAGUGACAGACAACGUCCAGACUCCUGUGGGAAUCGCCGUGGACUGGAUCUAUAAGAACUUGUACUGGUCUGACCUCAGCACCAAAACCAUUUCUGUUUCCAACUUCAACGGAACCAAGCAGAAAGUUCUAUUCAACAGAGGCCUCAAAGAGCCGGCAUCCAUCGCCGUGGAUCCACUGUCUGGGUUUCUGUACUGGUCAGACUGGGGCGAGCCAGCCAAGAUUGAGAAAUCUGGUAUGAACGGAGUGGACCGACAGGUUCUUGUGGCAUCUGACAUCCAGUGGCCUAAUGGAAUCACACUGGAUCUGAUCAAAGGCAGGUUGUACUGGGUCGACUCGAAGCUACACAUGCUCUGUAGCGUCGACCUGAACGGCGACAACAGGAAGAAAGUACUGCAGUCUCCAGACUACCUGGCUCACCCCUUCGCCCUCACGGUUUUUGAGGAUCGAGUUUUCUGGACAGAUGGUGAAAGUAAAGCAAUCUACGGUGCAAACAAGUUCACCGGCUCUGACGUGGUGACGCUGGCCAGCAACCUGAAUGACCCCCAGGACAUCAUAGUGUACCACGAGCUGAUCCAGCUGUCGGGUACGAACUGGUGCACAGAGAAAGGUGUAAAUGGAGGCUGUAGCUACAUGUGUCUGCCUGCACCGCAAAUAAACAAACACUCCCCCAAGUACACCUGCGUGUGCCCAGAAGGACAGGAACUGGCUGCUGAUGGCCUGCGCUGCAGACCAGAACCUUCUACCAAAGGUCCCUCAAAGGAUGAUGAGAAAGCUCUCGUACAGCCGACCUCAGAAGCCAAUGUGAGCACGUCGAUCCAGGUGGACUCCACAGCCAGAGGGUCUGCUGCUGCCUGGGCCAUACUGCCUGUCUUACUGCUGGCGAUGGCGGCAGCUGGUGGCUACCUGAUGUGGAGAAACUGGCAGCUGAAGAACCAGAAGAGCAUGAACUUCGACAACCCUGUCUACCUGAAGACCACAGAAGAAGACCUCAACAUUGACAUCACCCGGCACGGCGCCAACGUGGGACACACCUACCCUGCGAUUUCGAUAGUGAGCACAGAAGACGAUUUAUCAUGAUCGUCUUGGUUUUUACGGCGACCCGCAGCGUUGCAUGGUGCCUCCUCAUUCCCAUGCCGAUGCCGGUUGUCUGUAGCAACAGCAGCCCUUACAGUACGACCACAUGCCUUCUGAAGUGCAUUAUGUCAUCAUCUGUGGAGAGGAUGACCGGAAGAAAUGUUAUUUAUUAUGUGAAUACUACGAUGAAUUCUGUGUCAUAACUGUUUUCACUCAGUGCGUCCAAAGUGUUCAAGGAUUUCUUUUUCUUUUGGUCUUGUUAUUUUUGGGCAUCAGACGGCUUCCUGACACCAUCUUUUCACAACAGAUGAGAGAAACGUGGUGAAUUUUCAUAAUUUGAUCAUCUCUUACGGGGUUCCUGCGUUCAAACUGAACCGGGGCGCUGACAAGAAGACGUUCAGUGUUUCUCUUGCCAAACAGAUGGACUCUGCUGGACAGGAUUUAAACUGGAUCUGAGCUGUCAGUGUCUGACAGUAAGACUCCUUCCUGACCGUACCCAGAGUGACGAGGGGUCGAGGGUUAUAGAAGAAUGAGGCGUUCACGGGGGAACUUGGUCCAAACUUUCUUUCUUUCCGCCUUUGAUCCAACAGGCUCAGACGUGUGAAUAUUUAUGUACCAUCCUGGUUUGGGCAGUAAUAUCUAAGAUGUAAGUUUUCUUUUGUUUGUUUUUUUUAUUUUUCUGAUUUCUUCCCAACAGUACCUCCGGGAGUGCAUUCUUACAAGCUGUUAUUUCACUCAGUGUUGUUGUUGUUAUAAUUAUUAUUAUUAUGAGGAUUAUUAUUAUUAUUAUAUUAUAUUAUUAUUAUUAAUUAUUAUUAGCAUCAUCAUAAAACUGUUAAGGAUCACCACGGUUACAGCGUUUGUAAACAUUGUAUAUAUUUACCCAUCAUCCCUCAAAGACAUGACGGUCAAUCAGGACUCUCUUCAAUGCACUUUGAUCAAAUGCUCCUUGUGUAAAUAAGAUUGUAUACAUUUGACUUGAAAUCAAUUUUUUGCUAAUGGUUGGGCAUCGUACCAGGGUUAGAGCUCAGAUGUAUUUAACAAGAAAGAAAAAUCAGAAAAAAGGAAAAAAAAAACACAAAAACAAAUUGAAUUUGGUAAAACUAUUUUGUAUGUUUGUGUGCUGUUGCUGUGAACUUUUUCUAGCCUUGUACAGUGAGGGGAACACUUAAGACUUACAAGCUCUGUAUCUGUGAAGAAACUGAUUUGCAAAUCACUCGAGAAUUAAAACCUAAUCCACCACGUUGUUCAAAA
This is a messenger RNA of Larimichthys crocea (large yellow croaker), 4282 nucleotides long. It is a transcript of the gene vldlr, whose product is annotated as very low density lipoprotein receptor. The coding region runs from base 302 to 3031 and encodes 909 amino acids. The transcript has 20 exons. The record is from RefSeq and is a predicted model, not a curated record. Gene Ontology annotation, molecular function: protein binding; hormone binding; calcium ion binding. Lineage: Eukaryota; Metazoa; Chordata; Actinopteri; Sciaenidae. Gene Ontology annotation, cellular component: signaling receptor complex; apical plasma membrane; plasma membrane. Gene Ontology annotation, biological process: receptor-mediated endocytosis.